AUCACUUCCGGGUCAAAAUUUGGUGGCGUUGUUGUUUUCACGUUUCUGUUAUUCGUCAUCAGCUCCACGUUAUCUGGUAGAUUUAUCGUGGCAUUUCAUGUGUUGUACUUUUGGAUAUCUCACUACCAAACACCCCGACUCGAUAUUGAUUAUCAGCAAAACUGUUCGGUGGUCCCUGUGUUCCCUCCUAAAGCUUUGGAAUGGGCAGUCAUUUCCGCAGCUACAUCUGGGACCCGGUCCUCAUUUUGUCUCAGAUUGUGUUGAUGCAAUGCAUCUACUACAGCUUCCUGGGUCUGUGGCUGGCUGUUGUGGACAGUCUUGUACAAACCAACAGAUCACUGGACCAGAUCUUCAGUUAUGAGGUUCUUGGAUUUGCAACAAUGCAGGGCAGACUCUCAAUGAUGGCGUUCAUCUUGAACUCACUUACCUGUGCCCUGGGCUUGUUGUUCUUUAUCCGCCGAGGGAAGCAGUGUCUGGACUUCACUAUCACCGUGCACUUCUUCCACAUGAUAGGCUGUUGGAUCUACAAUGCCCACCUCCCGGCGGCCCUGUCCUGGUGGCUGGUCAACGUGGCCUGCAUGGCUCUGAUGGCCGUGAUUGGAGAGUACCUAUGCAUGCGGACUGAGCUCAGGGCCAUCCCAGUCAACAGUGGACCUAAGUCUAACCUUUGACUGCUGACCACCUGACCUGACCCCACUCUGUGACUCUGGCUCACUCCCUGUGAACUGUUCACUGACAGUAUUCUGCCCAGUAUGAUGUAGGCUAUGACAUUUGUGCCCAAAGACUUGGUGGGACUGGGAUGUGAGCUGCAAUAACGCAGUAGUUGGAUCUAGAGACAGAGAUGCUUCAAGUUGGAACAUUGCACACCUCUCAAUAGAUUCAAGGACUUGGAAAUUAACUGAAAUGGGGCUGGUUGCUGUAUUUAUUUGUAAACACGUACUACCUGUCUAACAGUGAAUGCCAACUUUUUCCUCGACCCACUAAGAUAUCACUUGCUUUGAGACAGUUCAAAGCAGAGUUUAGUUUGUCUUACAAAGAUCUUAAUGGUUUCAUGAUUUGAUUAAAUAAUGAUGAUAUCACAUGAUUGUGGCAAAAUGAUUGUCAUGCACAUGCUUUCGGUUAUGUCCUUUCCAGUUGAGAAAAAUAAAAACGAUAACAAACUAGUCAUACAUGUAAACAACAGAUCACCACAUAUGGAAUUCUAUUUUAUUCCUCAUUAUAGUUUGUGAGCUUGAGGGGUGAAAGGAAUCAGCAAUGCUCAUCCAUACGUCAACAUUAUGAAGUUUACAUGACAACGCUAUAAGAGCAGCAAGUAUCUGAUAAUCAUCGCUUAGCAUGAUCAUAGUGUUGUGUGUGUACAAGAUGUGAUGCUGUGGAGAGCAGAUGGCUCCUCUGGGGAUGGUCUGUCAGCCACCAGCUGUGUUCUGACAAGAUGCUGUCACUGUGUGUGUGCCUGACUGUGUGCUCAAUGGUGCAGUGACUGCCAUCUAUGGUCAAAUUAUACAUAAACCUAUUUUAGUAAGCAUGCUUAGUGCUCCUGGUUCUCUGCUGAUUUUCAAUGCACUUUCUCUUUCCUUCUCAUAUCCUAUUAUUUGUAAAAAUGAUUUUCAGCCUGUCUGGACCUUACACAUUUUUAUAUCAUUUUGAACUUUGUGUGAGAUCACAGAGGUUUUACUUGAAUUGCGGUGAAAAUCUGGAGUAUGCAGUGAGAGCUUUCUACACCUCACCUGUUAAAUUUUUUCCUCUGGCAUUGCUGCCGUGGUUUUAUAUAACCAAGGUAUUGAACUCUUGAUAAUAAGUGGGACCAUUUGGUGUCUUAAGACCAAAUCUUUUUUUUUUGGUUUAUAGUCACCACAAAGAGUGCUUCUCUUCACAUCACAUAUUUGACUCAUAUGUGAUCUUAACAUAUACUCUGAGAUUAUCUGGGAUGGUUAUUCUCAGAUUUUAAACCACAAGUCCUGUUUUUUCAGGACUUGCGGUUUAAUGAAAUCAUAAUUGCCUGCAGUAUUGUAGAUGCAUUUGUUGAAAAUUAGCUCUUGGUGUGGGAAUAAUCUAUUCGACUAGACUAGAUGAUAAGCACUCAGGAAAGUCAUGGUUCAGCAAAUUUUCUUGGACUUUGUAAGGUUUCUCUGUAAGGAAGUGCAAUGCUGUAGUUUCCACUUAUUGCAUCACUGGAUCCACGUUAAGAUUAUUUGUCUUAGAUCUGAAUAGAUAGAUCUGAAUAUUCAGUCAUUCAUUACUUGUCAGAUUUCUAUCCACCAGAGCAUUACUAGACAGUGCAGGAAGAAGUUACUUACUGCAACAUGCAAUACAGACCUACUUUCUUAUUAAGUGCAUUAUCAUUGGCACAGACAAAGGGAUCGUGUGCAUUGUAAUGUGGGAUAUUGUGGGUGAUACACUGGACUGUAGAAAUGUCAACGACCGGGGAGGCAACAUAAUGAGAGGCUUACACCACCACCACACAUGGAUGUUAGCCUCCCAUGGGGGAGUCCUGGGGGCCCUGAGCCCUGCUGCACCCUCUGCCUCUCCCCCACUCCCUCUGCAUUCUCUGUGGCCAGGUUGGGGAGAACAGAUGGUAGCCCACUAACAAGCGGCUGACUGCCAGCUGGGCUGUUCCAUACUGGAUCCAGUCCUGAUUAUUAGCACCUUGCCACGAGGACGACUAAAACAGAAACCAUGGUGCAGGGGAGGGACAUCAUAUCAACAAUAAGUGUCUCGUGGCUAAAAUCUAUCCUCUAUAACUGUGAUAAAGCAUAUACUGAGUAGGAGCAAGUAUGAUCUUGAUCUAGCAGAUCCCUCUGUGGUCAUGCAGGUAUAAACAGAAUAAUAUGUCAUAUUUCCAAACUUGAUACUUUAUUUCAAACACAUUACUUUGCAAUACAAUACUUAAUGUA
Messenger RNA from Salvelinus sp. IW2-2015, 2894 nucleotides. Its product is annotated as protein SYS1 homolog. Gene Ontology annotation, biological process: protein localization to Golgi apparatus; Golgi to endosome transport; Golgi to plasma membrane protein transport. Gene Ontology annotation, cellular component: trans-Golgi network; Golgi membrane. NCBI's taxonomy places the organism in Eukaryota, Metazoa, Chordata, Actinopteri, Salmoniformes, Salmonidae. The record is from RefSeq and is a predicted model, not a curated record.